GAUAUUUUAGUCACCAAAACUACAAAUCCCAUAAUCCAUUGCGCCAACGUCAUCUGCACGCGCCGAGUCGUUCGGUCAAGUGCAAAGUUUAAAAGUGAUUAGACCGUAUAAUGGCUCUGUCAGGAGUGCGCGUGAUUGAGUUGGCAGGACUGGCACCAGCGCCCUUUUGCGGGAUGAUACUGGCGGACUUCGGCGCACGAGUAAUCCGGGUAGAUCGGACAAAGAUGGCAAUGACUGUAGACACACAAGCAAGAGGUAAACAGUCGGUGGCAUUGAACCUGAAGAGUCCCAAAGGAGUCGCUGUUUUAAAAAAACUUUGUGUCCAGUCAGAUGUCGUCCUGGAGCCCUAUCGUAAAGGUGUUAUGGAGAAGAUGGGUUUAGGUCCUGAAAACCUAAUGAAAGAAAACCCACGUCUGAUCUACGCUCGACUCACCGGCUACGGUCAGAGCGGAUCUUAUGCCAAGGCUGCCGGGCAUGAUAUUAAUUAUCUGGCCAUGUCAGGACUUCUAUCUAUGCUUGGUCGUAGUUCGAAGAAACCUCACGCGCCACUAAAUUUGAUGGCAGACUUUGCAGGAGGAGGUCUCAUGUGUGCGUUUGGGAUUGUUUUGGCUCUACUGGAGAGAAGCAGGUCUGGACAGGGUCAGAUCAUUGAUGCCAGCAUGGUGGAAGGUGCAGCUUAUGUCGGCUCCUUCAUGUGGAAGUCCCGUAGCCUCGGUCUGUGGAACCAUCCACGCGGUGAGAACUUGCUGGAUGGUGGAGCUCCGUUCUAUGAUACGUACCGUACUUCUGAUGAAAAAUAUGUGGCAGUGGGAGCAAUAGAGCCGCAGUUCUACCAACAGCUUCUUCAAGGUCUGGAUUUGGAUCCGGCUGACUUGCCUGCACAAAUGAGCGUAUCUGAUUGGCCGAAACUCCGGCAGACGUUCACCCGCGUCUUUGCCACCAAGACGCAAACGGAGUGGUGUCGGAUUUUUGACGGGACGGAUGCGUGUGUCACCCCAGUGCUUUCACCAGACGAGGUGCUAUCGCACCCUCACAACAAGGCGAGGGGAUCAUUCUUGAAGGACGCUCAGGGGGAAAUAAGUCCCAGACCCGCUCCUGUUCUAUCCCGGUCGCCGGCCGAGCCCUCGCUUUCUCGUGAUCCCUUUAUUGGGGAGCACACUCGCCCUGUACUCCAGCAGUAUGGGUUCGAGAAGGAUCAGAUUGAACAGUUGCAGUCUGCUGGUAUCAUUGAGUGUAAUGAAGCUAAAGCACGACUGUAAGUUGAACCUGGCAGGUUAUGUAUUAAGAUUUGCAACCAGUAUCUACCACACAAGGGCAUUUAGGAGCAAAAUUACGACUUUGGAACCACUGGUGCCUUAUUUGAGAUUGAAAGUCAAGUGGAAUUUAAAUUUAAAUAUCACUCUUUAUGUCAGCAGACCCAUCACCAGAGUUCUAUGUAUGACUGAAAAGCUUUUAUCAGGGAAAUUCAAUAAUGGCAAUCUUUUAAAUGUUUUUGAAUUAUUAAUUCAUACUAAAAUGUAAGAGCAUUUUAUUUAAUUUGAUCAAAGGCUGUAUUUAGGUUGUGAAUGAAAAAUCCUGAUUAAUAAGCGCUGUUAGCAAGAAAUGCCGACUAUGAGUCACAGACUAAUUGGUGUGGGUGGGUAAAUUAAUGCGUGUAUUAUUCGCCUUUCAAUCAUCCUUUCCAAAUGUUGGGCAGCACUGGUGAUGUAAGAUAUUGGUGCGAGAAGAACCAAUUUAUGGGUCGGAGUAAGACAUUUCUUUAUUUGUUAUUAUUGAAUAUUAUUGAUUAUAGGACCUGGUUUAAAGCACAGAAAGCUGUCAAAUGGUUUGAAUGUAUCUCUUGGUACAUUCUCCAUACACUGUCAGAAAAAAAUGAUCAAGAAAUAGUCCGGUGCAGUAGUAGUACCUUUAAAAAUGUCCUAAUAUGUACCAUUUAGGGUCUAUUAUUAGUAUACAUUUGGUACCAGUAUGUUUUUUUGAGGUACUAAUAUAAACGCUUUAGGUGCAAAGGUGUACUUUUUAAAAUGUUACCGCCCCAGUGGAAGUUUUUUGAAUUUUUUUUUCUUGACAGUGUAUAUAGACACUUUAGACAGUCUUUAUGAUACAGCUCUGACUGUUUUCGUGUAGAUUUUAUUGUAAGUAUCUGAUAUUUUGAAAAUAAAUAUAUAUAUUUGAAUAUAUAUAU
Molecule: messenger RNA, 2185 nt
Organism: Misgurnus anguillicaudatus (oriental weatherfish)
Lineage: Eukaryota; Metazoa; Chordata; Actinopteri; Cypriniformes; Cobitidae
Source: RefSeq, a predicted model, not a curated record